Penicillium waksmanii is the source of this 2961-nucleotide messenger RNA. Its product is annotated as putative capsular associated protein. The transcript has 8 exons. Bases 1 to 2961 code for a protein of 986 amino acids. Lineage: Eukaryota; Fungi; Ascomycota; Eurotiomycetes; Eurotiales; Aspergillaceae. The record is from RefSeq and is a predicted model, not a curated record.
AUGGUUCCAUUCUCUGCGGAAACUGGACUCAAGGUCUGUGUGGGGGUGUUUAUUAUAAGCUCCUUCUUUCUGACUACCUCCUACAACUCCACCUUCGCUUUUGACCGUCCGGUGAGUACUGCCGUACUGGCGUGCUUCAUAACCGGUGCAGUCUUUUUGGCCCUAGGCCGUUUCCUCCCGGCGACGCCACGGAUAUCUUCUACCAGUAAGCGGUUCGGCAUUCCGCUCGCUGAACAGUUCGAACUCUCGUCGCGCAGCUCGCUAUCUUCCCCAUCGAGCCCCAUCUUAGGAGGUCCAGAGGAGCCCGCGCCGUCCCCAUAUCGAUACUGGUGCAACCUUGGCCUUUUAGUAGCCGCAUGCUCUUUGAGGAUUGAGACAUUUCGUCAAGUCUCUUUUAAUACCGAAUGCGCUCCAGCAGGAUAUGGUUACACCGUUCCCUUCAUAAUAUCUUUGUACGACUACUGGCGACAUCAACGAACACAGUCGAAAAAUGAAUAUGUUUCGUCUCGGCCCUCCAAGAGCCGACCUAUCCAAGCCGGGGGGUUCUAUUACCUGACACAGAGCGGAUACAGAGGAGUUCUGGCUGCAACGUUCCUUUCUUUGAGUGGCUAUUCCGCUGCGUCGUUUUACGCCGGCGGUCAAUCCACCUACGUUUGCCCUAUCAUUCUUCACGGCGCUGUGCGAUUACGGGGCUUCAAACUCCUGAAUGUUUUCCUGGACUCUCUUUUAAUCAUUGGGGUUGCUGAGCUAUGCCAGAACAAUCACGGGUUUGAGGGUAACAGACGAAAAAGAGCCAUUCUCUCUUUAGGAGCAGGCCUUAUCGGCGUUUCUUUGCUUUGGGCCAUUAUUGGAUGUUUUAUUUCCAACAGCCGUCCCGAGUUUCUUGGUCAGCCUUUGCUAGACCCGAGAUAUGCACGGAGCGCUUUGAGCCAAGCGACGCUGGCAAUGCUCUUAGUUGUGUCAGCCUGGCAAUUGUUACCCCAACUUGGAGUGUUAGGAUUGUCAAUCCUAGGAGGCUUCGUUUUCAUCUACUUCUCGGCAACUUCAAUACUACUGGUGGAGCAAAUGCCGCUCCCCUAUAUCUCUACAGCCCAUACUGUAUUUCCAUUGAUUGGGUCUUCGAUCGCAGCAGUGCUAUUUCUUCUCUCCCGCAUCAUUUCAGAAGAAGAGUCCAAAGCACUAUUCCGCACAAACGUUUUACUGCAAGCCUUCGUCGUUCUUCUCUGUCUUUUUGGCUUGUGUGCCGCCUCGGCCAAGCACCACCUUUCUCACACACACCCGAUCGAUCUUUUAAUACACGAAGCAAACAUUCAGUAUGAAGAUUAUCUAGCUGGGGCCGGCGCCAGUCAGACCCUGCAAGAUGCUGUCUUGGAGUAUCGAAAGCGGGGGUUUGAUAAAUGGUACGAAUAUGCGACCAACCGAUCUUCAUUAGUUAUCGAUGAGUUUGAUCAAAUCUACAGGAAUCUACUUCCAUUCCGUGCUCUCAGCCCGGCAUCUAUUCGAGAAGCGACACAUAAGCUGGCGACGAAUCCGUUCAAUGACCUUGGAGCAAUCAGAAUUCGAAAUGGGAAGCCCGAGUUACAAGAAGGCAUUAAGCCAACCCAUGCAUGGAUGGUAAAAGGAGCCGCAGAGAUGAUGGAAAACUUUUCAGAGCAUCUACCUGAUAUGGAUAUUGUCUUCAACUUAAAUGAUGAGCCACGAGUGGCAAUACCGUGGGAAAGGGCCUUGACCUUGAAGCGUGAAGCGAAAUCACAAGAAUCCAUUCCCGUGGAGAGACUUGUGGAUACAUGGUCUUCAAAUCGACAAUCCGGCUGGGAUCCAGUUGACCCAAUCGAUCAAACGAACCAGACUGUUUUCACGGAUGGUGCAUGGAAUGGUAUAUUCGAUCGUUAUGUGAGCGCCGUUUGUCCGCCCUCCUCAAAGUCCCGUACCCAGCGUAUCUGGAACCGACAUGACAUCUGCCUCGACUGUGUGUCGCCGCAUUCCAUGGGUCAAUUUCCUGUUGACUUCAAUCUGGCAUCGGACUUUUGCCAUCAACCAGACCUAGCAUACCUUCAUGGGCUUCUGAUAUCCCCCGCUUCAUUCAAGGUGUCCCAGGAAUUGAUACCAGUUUUCAGCCAAAGUGCUCUUUCUGGAUUCAACGACAUCCUCUUCCCUAGCCCCUGGAACUAUAUGGACAAGGUGAAAUAUGACCCGUCGGAAGAGUAUCCAGACCCGGAGUAUGAAAGAAAGAUCAAUUCUUUAUACUGGGUGGGCAGCACAUCUGAAGGCUACAGUCGAUUUGAUCAGUGGAAAGGAAUUCCAAGGCAACGCUUCGCCCAUCUGAUCAACAACAAUACCGAUAACCAAGUAUCCGUUCUCCUUCCCGUCGACGGGCGGUCCUACAAAUACGAAAUAAUGAACGGGGCUGCACCGAUUGAUGAGUUGCACUUCGAAACGAAUGUCCACAUCGCCGGCCCCAUAACCCGUUGCGGAGACUGCGAUACUCAGCGCGACGAACUGGGAACGGUCUCCUGGGUCGAUUUCCAAAAUCACUGGUCUAGCCGAUACCUAUUCGAUCUCGACGGUGCUGGAUUCAGCGGCCGUUUCUUGCCUUUCUUGCAGAGUCGCAGCCUACCAUUCCGCACCGGGCUCUUCCGACAGUGGUUUGACUCGCGUGUGAUUUCAUGGCUACAUUUUGUACCUGUCGACAUCCGUCUCCAUGGUCUUUGGAGUACGCUAGCGUAUUUCUCCGGUGUUCCUGGGACGACGAUCAAUGGACAAGAUCCUAACAAGGCACCUCCGAUGCGGAUGGACGCCCAUACAAGACAGGGGAAAUGGAUUGCCGACCAGGGACGUAAAUGGACCGAUGUCGCCUUACGCAAGGAAGAUAUGGAGAUCUACUUCUUCAGGCUUUUGCUGGAAUGGGGGCGUCUCACAGAUGACCAAAGGGAUGUGCUGGGGUAUAAGCCGCCAGCUUGA